Messenger RNA from Leguminivora glycinivorella, 786 nucleotides. RefSeq names its product trypsin Tyr p 3.0101-like. Gene Ontology annotation, biological process: proteolysis. Lineage: Eukaryota; Metazoa; Arthropoda; Insecta; Lepidoptera; Tortricidae. The coding region runs from base 1 to 774 and encodes 257 amino acids. Gene Ontology annotation, molecular function: serine-type endopeptidase activity. The transcript has 3 exons. The record is from RefSeq and is a predicted model, not a curated record.
AUGGCAGUAAGACUGUUGAUGAUUUGUGGGUUGAAAUUUGUAAUCGGGAAACAAGAAGGUUUCAUAGUCGGUGGUGAAUAUGUUAAUUCUAUUAAAGAUUUCGCUCAUGUAGCUGCUAUAGUGUUCUUUGAAAAGAAUUUCGGAGAAAGCUUUUGUGGCUCUUCGAUACUGAACCAAAAGAUUUUGUUAACUGCUGCUCACUGCCUUAUAACAGCAGAGAACAUUACAGCACAUGCGGGAACGUUAGAUAAGUACAAGGGAAAUAUACGUCGUGUUGACCGCUUUAAAUUGCACAAACAGUUUCAUGAAAAAGAGUUUGUUAAUGACAUGGCCUUACUUAGACUGAAGAAACCUUUGUCUCUUGGAAAGACAAUGAAGAGAGUGAUAUUAAUGAAGAAACUACCAAAAGUAAAAAUGGCGGAAGUGGCUGGAUGGGGCUCCAUAAACGAAGAGGCAGAUACAUCACCAAAACGACUUAAGUACACAACACAAAAGUUGUGGACCCAUAAGCAGUGCAAAAAAGUUUUGAAAAUACCCGAGGUUCCCGACUACCAGCUACCAAAUGGAACGUUUUGCGGUGGUGAGAUGAAAGCUCAAGGAAAUUACCCUUCCCAUGGUGAUUCCGGCAGUGGUCUGACGGUUAACAAAAAUAGAAUUAUCGGGAUAGUAUCCUUCAAAGUCCCCUCACUAUCGCGCUCUUUGAUGAUCUACACGGACGUAUCAUACUACUACAAGUGGAUUAAGGUCGAAUCGAGAAGAUUAGCAUGCUCUUAAUAAAGAAGAAGA